CCGGGCCGGGAUGGUCGGCGGCUGGGGCGGAGCGGCUGGCGGUGAGCAAGGCGGGCUGCCUGGGUCGGGGCCCUGCCGGGAGUCGGCUGCAGGCCGCGGGGGCGACCAGACCCAAGCCUCGGAAAUCAAGGAUUGGUGCUGCACCACUUUGACAACUACUGCCCUGCUGUCUCAUAAAUAAGCCCCCUAGGUGUCUGUACUUGGCUUUCUCCAGGCGGCCAGGUGAAGGUUACAGCCACUUGUUUCCACAGCUGCACUGAUAAACCAUUGCUCUCUGCUGACUGAAUGUUCCUGACACCCUUUCCUGAAGCAGUUUAGGAGACUUAGACCUCUUGGACCCUGGGUCAUGGAAGCUUUGGAAGUGGAUGAUAUCAGCCCUGCCUUAGAGGUGACCGAGGACUUCUUUAGUACUUUCGAUAGUAAGCUGGAAAAGGCUGUGCAGCAAGCAGAAGUUUAUGGGAUUCAGGAAGUCCCUGAACUGGUGGGGCAUGAGGUACUCAGUAACAUAACAGACAAUGGUGCUUUGAGAAAUGUUGCCUCCCUAGGCAAGGGGACCAUGAUUUGGGACCACUGUAAGAGCAGACUCCUAGAAACCAAAGCUCAGAAUGUCUUCCCUGCCAAAGAACAGCUUAUGGUCCAGAGAGGGACAGCCCCAGAUAACCUUUCCUGGAUGGAGCAAAAAGAAGCACCAACCUUCAACUUUUUCAACAUCUGCCAGCGUCGGAGGGACAGACCUCGCUCUGUGAAUGACUUAUUAGAUGAGACCACGACUUUCAAGCCAGGACAUGCUCGGUCCAGGUCCGACGUCACCCACGUGGACUGGCGGGUGGUCCUUAGCACCAUGCCUUUGCAGCAGCAGCAGCAGCAGCAGCAGCAGCAACAGCAGCUAUCCCUUCAAGGCCCUCACUUUGCCAGGCCGUCUUUUCUGUUGCAUUCACCCAGUAAGAUUGAAGAUGCUCAAGGAAAUACAGAACACAAGCAGACAUUCCCAAACAUCCUGAAGAAGGGUUAUCUGGAGAUCAGGAAGAACCAUGACAGUUACUGGCAAAGCUGCUACGCUGAACUCUCGCCCUACGGCCUGCACUUGUACAGCCUCGACGGCAGUGGGAACCGGAGCCUGCACGCCACGUUCCAGCCCUCACACUUCCAGAGCAUUUCUGUUCUAGGCAGUCUCGAGGCCAGGAUGGUGGACACUGUUCUCUGUGACAAUUCUCAGCUGCAGCUAAAGGCAGAGUCCCCGUGGGAGGCCCUGGACUGGGGGCAGAAGCUCUGGGAAGUCGUGCAUGCUGCUGUGCCCAGUUAUAUGGGCCGGCAGGAUGACCUGGCAAACUCACCAGGACUUGGUCAUCAUGUUGACUGUACACAGAGCCACUGUUUACAGAAGAAAUCCAGUGGGCUGCUGUCCUCCCCUGUCUUGGAUAGCCCCAAACAGUACCAAAACAUCCUCAAAUCAGGGACGCUCUACAGACUGACUGUCCAAAAUAACUGGAAGGCAUUUACAUUUGUGCUGAGCAAGGCCUUUCUUAUGGCCUUCCACCCUGGCCAGCUGGACGAAGAUCCCCUGUUGAGCUACAAUGUGGACGUGUGUCUGGCUGUGCAGAUAGACAACCUGGACGGUUGUGACUCUUGCUUUCAAGUCAUUUUCCCCCAGGAUGUCCUCCGCCUCCGGGCUGAGACCCGACAGAGGGCGCAGGAAUGGAUGGAGGCUCUGAGGACAGCGGCCAACGCGGCAAGGGGUUCUGAGCAAAGCCUGCAAGUCACGCUGAGGAGCAAAGCUAAGGAUCAAAUAGGCGGCCACGAGCAGCGGAAGAACAAACGCCAGUCCGUGACCACCAGCUUCCUGAGCAUCUUGACAACCCUCUCUUUGGAGCGAGGACUCACUGCUCAGAGUUUCAAAUGUGCAGGAUGCCAGCGAUCUAUUGGUCUUUCUAAUGGCAAGGCCAAGGUGUGCAAUUACAGCGGGUGGUACUACUGCAGCAGCUGCCACGUGGAUGACAGCUUUCUCAUCCCGGCACGAGUAGUUCACAACUGGGACACUUCGAAAUAUAAGGUGUCCAAGCAGGCCAAGGAGUUUCUGGAGUAUGUGUACGAAGAGCCGCUGAUCGACAUCCAGCAGGAGAAUCCCAUGCUGUACCUCCACGCAGAGCCGCUGGCCACUGUGGCACGGCUGCGGCAGCAGCUGAAAUCGCUCCGAGCCUAUUUGUUCAGCUGCCGGGCGGCCGUGGCAGAGGAUCUGCGCCGCAGAAUUUUCCCCAGAGAAUACCUCCUUCAACAGAUCCACCUGUAUUCUCUUGCUGACCUGCAGCAGGUGAUAGAGGGAAAGCUGGCACCGUUCUUGGGCAAGGUCAUUAAAUUCGCCACCUCUCAUGUCUACAGCUGCAGUCUUUGUAGCCAGAAAGGGUUCAUCUGCGAGAUCUGUAACAAUGGCGAGAUCCUCUAUCCUUUUGAGGACAUUUCGACAAGCAGGUGUGAAAGCUGUGGCGCAGUCUUCCAUUCCGAGUGCAAAGAAAAGUCGGUCCCCUGCCCACGGUGUGUCCGCCGGGAGCUGCAGAAGAAGCAGAAGUCCUUCUGGCGGCAGCUGAACGUGGACGAGAGCCUGGAGGAGGCAUGCACCAUGUUCGAGCUGUCCUACCAGAACACCUGACUGCAGGCCGGGCUGCACGCACCACAGCCACCCAAGGGCCGCUCAUGCCCAUGCAGAUGAGGCUCUUUCCUAUUGAGCUAGAUGUAGAGAUAUAAGUUAUUUAUUUAUAUUAUAUACACACCUAUACGUCCUGUGUGUAUGCUUUGUGUAACCCAUUGUCCAGAAGUCCACAGGUCCACAGAGACCCUGUGGCUGAACUAGUACCAGAGAGCUGAGUUACACUUAGCCAUGAAAUUCAGCUGCUUGCUCCCGGCAGCUGUGGUUCCCACACUGCUCCGUAGCUCAAACCCUGUGCUCACACUGGCUUGACGGGCAGGUCUGCUGCGCAGGCAUCGGAGGAAGCACCUCCGACAGCACAGCUUUGGGUUAUUACUGAAUUUUAGCCUUUGCUGGGGAAACUGAGGUAGAGAUCACUGUCAUCUGCUUCGCUAGGAAAUCUCCGAAACACAAGAAUACUUCUGGAUCCUCCUCUCAAUGCGCCAGAGUCCUUGGCAGAGAUGGGAGCAGUGAAGCAGAGCCAUGAAGCAGAAACCCAAAGGGUCCGUCCCUCCAGCAGAAAGCUUGAUGAGCAGAGCCACCCUGGGUUUGAAGCUAAUCCCUGAAAAUGACCUCACAGACCUCAGCGGUCAGUCACCGCACGUGCCCUAGCUGCUGGCUGGUACGGAAGGACCUCAGCGGUCAGUCACCGCACAUCUCCCAGCUGCUUGCUGGUAUGAAGCCCGGCAACUGCCUGGUGAUACUGCAGAGUGCGCAUGGGCAUCCUAAGAACAGAUCUCCAAGCAUGGCAUGGAGGAUGUUGUUUUUUUUAUAGUGCUGGCCAAGAAGAAAUAUCCAGGGUUGUCCUCAAGCAUCUCAGUACACAGACUGCUAGGUAGCAUAUGCCACACGCACCUUGGGGACCUGAAGCUUCCUUUCCUGGAGUCCUCCAUAGGCAGUGCCCACCUGACAUUUCAAAGGUUUUAUUGCUCAUUGUCCGUCACAGCACUUUUGACCUCUAAUCAGUCCAUGUAGUGACUCUUGCUCUGGUAUUCUGGGUGUUUUGUUUGUUUGGGAUGGGGGCAUAUUUUAAGACAGGGUCUUGCUAUAUAUAUCCCUGGGCUGGCCUCAAACUUGUGAUCCUGCUGCCUCAUCUUCCCAGUAGUGGUAUUGCAGGUGUGUACUAUCAUACCUGCUCAGCUUUACUUGUUUUUAAUUAUUUUAAAAAUUAUUUAAAAUUAAAAAUUAUACAAUUAUUAAAGAAUAACUUGUAAAAUACCAACCUAAAUUAUUAAGGAAAUACCAAACAUGAAUAGAAUUCAUGAAUUUAAUAUUAUUAAAAUAAGUAGAUAUAUACAUAUAUAUAAUUGCCACCUUACAGUAACACAAGUAAAUAUUAUAAGAAUGAGAAAUGAAUCCCUUUGCUCUCUGGAGCAGUCCCCUUGAUAGCCCUUUGUAAGAGCCUAUGUAGUUGUCACUGUGACCAAGAUGGCGGGUAGAAUGGCACUGGGAACCUGACGGCCAGCAUUCCUGCUGCCUUAACACAAGGACGUAAUUCGUUUGU
This is a messenger RNA of Arvicola amphibius (Eurasian water vole), 4184 nucleotides long. RefSeq names its product pleckstrin homology domain containing M3 (gene Plekhm3). NCBI's taxonomy places the organism in Eukaryota, Metazoa, Chordata, Mammalia, Rodentia, Cricetidae. The transcript has 8 exons. The record is from RefSeq and is a predicted model, not a curated record. Bases 347 to 2644 code for a protein of 765 amino acids.